Molecule: messenger RNA, 4201 nt
Organism: Syngnathoides biaculeatus (alligator pipefish)
Lineage: Eukaryota; Metazoa; Chordata; Actinopteri; Syngnathiformes; Syngnathidae
Product: protocadherin gamma-C5-like
Exons: 1
Coding region: 318-2897 (859 amino acids)
Biological process (GO): homophilic cell-cell adhesion
Cellular component (GO): plasma membrane
Molecular function (GO): calcium ion binding
Source: RefSeq, a predicted model, not a curated record
CGUCGACCAAUAGGAUCGAAGACUGUACAAAGCAAUCUCGUCCCUGCCCCCACGCAGCUUCAUCUCACUAACACGCCAAAUGCGCUGAGCUGCGGCACAGGCAGAAAGGAAUCGGCUCCUUUUGGCACGACGUAUUGUUGUUGGGUUUUGAUGAUAGUUACUAUUUCCCCACCUGAAAACGAAUCGAAGGCGGUUUGCUGGGCUCGGGCGGCUUGAAGGUGUGCCGACUGCGGGGUUAUUAACCCGCUUGCGCGGACGUGGGGCUCGGCGCCGAGAGAGGAUGUCGCUGAGGAUGUUUGCGUCGUAACGGAGCGAGGAUGACAAAGACAAUCGGAUCCCGAGACUGGCGACGGCGGGCUCUUUUGUGGCCUUUUCUCUUGUGGACUACGGUGGGGGCGCAGACUCGUUACAGCAUCCCGGAGGAGCUGAAGCGAGGUUCGGUGGUGGGCAACGUGGCCAAAGAUCUGGCCCUGGGACUGUCUGAGAUAUUUGAGCGCAAGCUGCGGGUGGCCUCCGAGGCCGGGAAGCAGCAUUUCAGCGUGGAUGCGGCCAAGGGCGAGCUGCUGGUCCACGACAGAAUAGACAGAGAGGCUUUAUGCGGACAAAGCGCCAGCUGCGUGCUCCCUCUGCAGGUCGUCGUCGAGGAGCCGCUGCACUUGCAUCGGAUCGAGGUGGAAAUACGAGACAUCAAUGACAAUUCACCUCGUUUCCCUGCGCAGGAAAUUAACCUUAAAAUACCAGAAUCUGUUGCAGGGGGGACGCGCUUUCCUCUGGAGAGUGCAGAGGACCCGGAUGUCGGAAGCAAUUCCCUGAAAACGUAUUCUUUAAUGAAAAAUGAAUAUUUUUCCUUGAAAUUUAAAAGCGAAAACAAUGGCCCGACUGCGCCAGAGUUAGUGUUGGAAAAAUCAUUGGACAGGGAAAAAACAUCCAUUCAUCAGUUGCUUUUAACAGCGCUGGAUGGAGGAAACCCUGCAAAAUCUGGAACAUGUACAAUUAUGAUAGAUGUACUCGACAAUAAUGACAAUGUUCCUCUGUUUGAUGAAAAAGAGUAUGCUGUCUCUUUAAAAGAAAAUAGCACCAAAGGAACGUUUGUAUUGAGAGUAAAGGCGACAGAUGCAGAUGAUGGUGUCAACGGCGAAAUUAGAUAUUCUUUUGGGUCUCGCACUGCAGAAGCUGUUUUAUCAACAUUUGAAAUUCAUGAACAAACUGGACAAAUUCAUUUAAAGGGUGCAUUGGACUAUGAAGUCUCCCCAUCUUAUCUGAUUGACAUAACUGCAAAAGACAAAGGUGUGCCUGAAAUGGAAGGCCACUGUCGCCUGCAACUUAUUAUCGAAGAUAUUAAUGACAAUGCUCCCGAAAUUGUUCUGACCUCGAAACCCAGUCCUAUAAGGGAAGAUGCGCCACUGGGCACAGUGGUGGCUUUGAUUAGUGUCAAAGACAUCGACUCUGCUAACAACAGCAAAGUAACGCUCCGGAUUCCUAAAGGCUCCCCUUUCAUUCUGAAACCGUCUUUCUCAAAUAAUUACGCGCUGGUCACCAGCGGCGCUUUGGACCGAGAGAGCGUGUCCGAGUACAGGAUCGAGGUGACGGCCACCGAUUCGGGCUCUCCUCCUCUUUCCAGUCAGACCGCCAUCACCGUCAGCGUCAGCGACGUCAACGACAACCCUCCCGUCUUCUCGCAGACUUCUUAUAACGUUUACGUAAAAGAGAACGGCGCCGCCGGCGCCAUCCUGCACUCGGUGUCGGCGAGCGACCCGGACGCCGGCCAAAACGCCAAAGUGUCCUACACGCUGCUGGACAGCAAAGCGUCAGCGGCGCCGGCGGCGUCGUCGUACGUUUACGUGAACGCCGAGAACGGCAGCAUCUACAGCAUGAGCUCGUUCGACUACGAGAAAGUCCAAGUGUUCGAGGUCGGGGUGGAGGCCAAGGACCGGGGCUCUCCGUCGCUCAGCAGCACCGCCACCGUCCACGUUUUCAUCCUGGACCAGAACGACAACGCCCCCGCCGUCAUCUACCCCUCCCCCCACGCCGCCUCCCACCUGAGGGCGCCCCGCUCGGCCAAGGCGGGCCACCUGCUCACCAAGGUGACGGCCGUGGACGCCGACUCGGGCCACAACGCCUGGAUCACCUACAAAGUGGCGGAGGCCACGGACGCCUCUCUGUUCACGCUCAGUUUGUACACAGGGGAGGUGAGGACUAAACGCGCCGUGUCCGAGCACGACGACUCCUCUCAGAGGCUGAUCGUCGAGGUCAAGGACGACGGGGAACCGGUCCGCUCGUCCACCGUCACGCUGUCCGUCCUGCUGGAGGACGCCGUCAGCGAGCCCGCCUCGGAGCCGCACGGACGCCGCUCGCUGUCCGAGCCCGGCCACAAAGGCGGCGGCGGCGGCGGCAGGAUCACGCUGUACUUGAUCGUGUCCCUGGCCUCGGUGUCCGUGCUGUCUCUGCUGGCGUUGCUCACCUUAGCCGUCAAAUGCGCCAAGACCGGCGGCGGCGGGGCCGCCUGCUGCCCGGGCGUCGGACGGCCCCGCGACGAGAAGCCCAACAGAAAUCUGCACAUUCAGCUCAACACCGACGGACCCAUCAAGUACGUGGAGGUUCUGGGGGGAGACGUCAUGUCUCAGAGUCAGUCCUUCCGGUCCUGCGUGUCUCCCGGGUCCGAGUACAGCGAUUUCACGCUGCUCAAGCCCAGCGGCACCGCCGACUUCAAGGAGGUCAUCGGCGUGCUGGAUGCGUCUUUGCCGGACAGCGCCUGGACCUUCGAGAGCCAGCAGGUGAGCCCACCGUUCGCUUUGCAAACAGAGGCCGGAAACUGCUCCUCGUGCGCAUUUCCCCAACAUUUCUCUCCCGCUAUCAGUCGAGGAGUCCAGUCGCUCGGCUCCCAUCUGCAGUCUUGAAAUGUUGUCAUGACGCCAUACAUUUCAUUUGACGGUACUGAUGUCUGUGGGAUGCAUUCAGUGGUCAAACUGGAUCGGUUCAGCACCACAACCGCGGACAGUGUCUCCGAAACUGCAGCGACAAAUCGGGUUUAUGACGUCAACAAACUCGGGGUUGUUUCAUUUUAUCUUUCAAUUAGUUGCCCUUUUGGUGACUUGCUUACUUAGUGGCAGUCCUAUUCACUGAAAUGGCUACGUGUGACUCCAUGUUGUGAAGGGGUGAAAAUAUGUCCCAUUCUGAAACAUUUCCAAUACUGGGAUUUAUUUAUUUGUAUUCAUAUUUUUCCGGGGUGAUGGGGGUGCGGUGUAUGUGUAGGAUGUUCCCCCAUGGUGGUAUUAGCUCAUGCAAACUCUUUUCCUCUGGCAAAGCCAGAAAAUUGUGUUUUUUAAUGUGAAAAACAACCGGUUAAUGCAUAUGACUCAAUCUGUUCCUGAAUUAACUUUUAGCAAAGUUUUAAAAAAAAUGUAUGCAUUUAUCUUUCACUCAGUAGGCCACGUUUAUUGACUUUUAUUUGUAUGUACUGUAUGCAGUCAGUCAAUAUGGCCAAUGAAGUUACUUAGCUAACCAAACCAUGGAUCCGUCGCUGUCGGUUGGAUUCGUCUAUGGAUAGGUUUUCAAUUCCGCCAUCUUGUGUGUCAUAGAGGUCAGAGAACACAGGUGAUAGGAGAAGCUUGAAGUUUUUUUUCUAUCGUUGAUUUAUCCGAUUGGUCUGAGGACUGUGGCGACGUCAUUGGAAACCUGUCCAUUUUCAGCUCCUUGCCGACUUUGACGCUCAGCUCGGAAGGUUCAAUGUGGCAACAACGUUAGCACAAUUCGCAUCAGCUUCGUCAGCUGUUUAAAAAAAAAAAAAAAAAAAAAGACCCAACCUCAAGUAACUUGAAUAUUUUUUCAAGCCAGGAAAAGACAGCGAUUCCAAACAGUCGCUCAGGCGUUAAUGUCGUUUUUCAUCCCUUUUGGCAUUUUUGAGCGGCAACCUUCGCAUUCACGGUGAGGUCAGCUCAAAGGACCCAAAGAGGCAUCAAAGGUGUCCAACAUCUUGCGUGACGAAAUCAAAAGACAAAUCAAAACUAAAUAAGGGCAGCUGAUAACCGUGAAAUUGGAAUAUAACCACACCACAUUGUUUCCAAAGAAGGACGUUUUUUUCUUCUUUUUUUUUGUCACAUGUACUUCAUCAUGACCUUUUCAUUUUAUCACAUUUCAGCGCCUCAAACGGGGUUAUAGCGUCUUGAAAUGUUAAAUGUUCUGUUAAAAUAGUCGUUCCCAC